Nerophis lumbriciformis (worm pipefish) is the source of this 621-nucleotide messenger RNA. NCBI's taxonomy places the organism in Eukaryota, Metazoa, Chordata, Actinopteri, Syngnathiformes, Syngnathidae. The record is from RefSeq and is a predicted model, not a curated record.
AUGAUAAACAUAUGCAGCUGGGCCCUUUCCUGUCAACUUCUCUUAUUAGUGCUAUUCAUCACAGCUUCCACCGCAGAUACCUUGUCCCCGCCUGUCAAUGUUACCAUCAAAGCGGUGAAAGCUAACUCUGCUCUGGUAACAUGGGACAUCCCAGAGGGAGACCCUGUCAUUGGCUUUGCCAUCACACAGCAGAAAAAAGACGUGCGUAUGCUCCGAUUCAUCCAGGAAGUCAACACCACCACACACUCCUGUGCAUUAUGGGACUUAGAGGAGGAAACAGACUACAUUGUUCAUGUCCAAUCCAUCAGCAUGUUUGGAACCAGCCCGCAAAGCGAACCUUUACGCUUCCGAACACCAAAGGAGGCAGAGACUCAGGCUUCUAAGAAUAAAGACGAAGUAACGAUGGAGGAAGUGGGCCAGACCAACCAGCUGAGAGCAGGGGAGCUCAUCAUCAUUGUGGUGGUGCUUAUCAUGUGGGCAGGUGUGAUAGCCCUUUUCUGUCGCCAGUAUGACAUCAUCAAAGACAAUGAGCCCAACAACAACAAGGAUAAAGCCAAAAAUUCAUCAGAGUGCAGCACUCCUGAACAUCCAACAGGGGGGCUGUUGCGCAGUAAGGUAUAA